UCUCAGAGUCCUUGGGGCUCAGGUUUGUGGCCAAAUAGACCAGAGGCCAACCAUGUGGACCAGUUGGCCCUUUCUCUCCCUGGGGUCCCACCAAGAAGCCUGGGGCCCCACCAAGAAGCCGGGGGCUUUCCGAAAGGAGUUUCCUCACCCCUUGCUGACCCUUCACACUGUCUUCAGCAUCUUGGCAGUAUCCCCCACUGCAUGCCCUCAGCUUUGCCGUCUUCUGUCCCCCAGCCCUGGCUGAGACCUGUCUCCUCCUUUUACUGCAGCUUCAUGGCGGCCGAGGAGAUGCACUGGCCGGCCCCCAUGAAGGCCAUUGGUGCCCAGAACUUGCUGACCAUGCCCGGGGGCGUGGCCAAGGCUGGCUACCUGCACAAGAAGGGUGGCACCCAGCUGCAGUUGCUGAGAUGGCCCCUGCGCUUUGUCAUCAUCCAUAAGCGAUGCGUCUACUACUUCAAGAGCAGCACGUCCGCCUCCCCGCAGGGUGCCUUCUCGCUGAACGGCUAUAACCGGGUGAUGCGGGCGGCUGAGGAGACGACGUCCAACAAUGUCUUCCCCUUCAAGAUUGUCCACAUCAGCAAGAAGCACCGCACCUGGUUCUUCUCCGCCUCCUCUGAGGAUGAGCGCAAGGGCUGGAUGGCCUUGCUGCGCAGGGAGAUCGGCCACUUCCACGAGAAGAAGGACUUGCCCACAGACGCCAGUGACUCCAGCUCAGACACAGACAGCUUCUACGGUGCAGUCGAGCGGCCUGUGGACAUCAGCCUCUCUCCAUACCCCACAGACAAUGAAGACUAUGAGGACGAGGACGACUCAUACAUGGAGCCCGACUCCCCUGAGCCCGUGGAGCCCGAAGACACUCUGACCCACCCGCCGGCCUACCCCCCGCCUCCUGUGCCCACGCCCAGGAAGCCAGUCUUCUCCGACAUGCCCCGUGCUCACUCCUUUGCCUCCAAGGGCCCGAGCCCUCUGCUGCCACCCCCGCCCCCGAAGCGUGGCCUCCCCGAUGCAAGCCUGGCUCCCGAGGACUCCAAGAGGGACGUGCUGGGCCCAAGGCGGCCCGAGCCUGGCCUCAGAGUGCCCACGGCCUCCCGGAGGAUGAGCGACCCCCCACUGGGCAACCUGCCAACCAUGCCCAACCUCCGGAAACCCCCUUGCUUCCGGGAGAGCCCCAGCCCCAGCCCAGAGCCCCAGGUCCCUGGCCAUGGGGCUGGCUCUGCCUCCAGCUCUGCUGGCGUGGCCACUGCCACCUCCAGGAACUGUGACAAGCUCAAGUCCUUCCAUCUGUCCCCUCGGGGGCCACCCACACCCGAGCCCCCGCCGGUGCCGGCCAACAAGCCCAAGUUCUUGAAGAUGACUGAAGAGGCCCCCCCAAGGGAGGCAGCCAGGCCCGGACUCUUUGUACCCCCUGUGGCCCCCAGGCCUCCUGUACUGAAGCUGCCCAUGCCCGAGGCCACAGUCCGGCCCCCCGUCCUGCCCAGGCCAGAGAAGCCACCCCUCCCCCACCUCCAGCGGUCACCCCCUGAUGGGCAGAGUUUCCGGAGCUUCUCCUUUGAGAAGCCCCGACGACUCUCGAAGCCUGAGGACACGAGUGCAGAGGGUUCUGACGAUGACUAUGAGAAGGUGCCCCUGCCCAGCUCUGUCUUUAUCAAUACCACGGAAUCCUACGAAGUGGAAAGGCUGUUCAAAGCCACAAGCCCCCAGGGAGAGCCCCAGGAUGGACUCUACUGCAUCCGGGAUUCCUCCACCAAGUCAGGGAAGGUUCUGGUCGUGUGGGAUGAAAGCUCCAACAAAGUGAGGAACUACCGCAUCUUUGAGAAGGACUCUAAGUUUUAUCUGGAGGGCGAGGUGCUGUUUGUGAGUGUGGGCAGCCUGGUGGAGCAUUACCACACCCACGUGCUGCCCAGCCACCAGAGCCUGCGACUGCAGCGCCCCUACGGCUACACAAGGCCCAGGUGACGCCCGUCAUACAUGCUUCUGGGCAGAGACAACCACUGGGGCUGUGACCCCGGGCCAUGCAGACGGGACGGGCUCGCAUGAGAGCAUGAUCUGGAGUGAGCGCCGUGCUCUGAUCCAGGGCCUUGUAGAAUCUGCAAGGCCAGGCCCCACCCAGCAGGCUGGGUCCCUGGGGCUAGGCCAAGCUCUGGUCUCCAGAGGAUCGGGGGGCUCUCCUGUCCCACGCAGACCACCCUGUCCAACCUUCCAGGAGUCCAGGGUCCCAGGACCGAGCCCUGCUUGGGCUCUGUGGACAAGAAUUCUGGUCACCUCCACCCCUCCCCACUCGCCCAGCACACUAACCCGGCACUGGGUUGGGAGCUGGGCAGGGCUGGGGCAUUUGGGGUUAGGGCAGGGGCUGGCCCCCCAGGACCGACACCCCCAGGAACGCUAAGACACAGGCUCCAGGAUGGGCCAUUGAUGUACAAUAAAGCACAGAUGACCUUUCUGUCCGUGGCUGGGGUUUCAUUGGGAGAGAGGGAUGACCAGCCUUACCAAGUACCCACACCCACAUCCAAGCGGCUGGCUGCAGCAGCCCAGCUUACAGGAAGCCUAAGAAGUUCUUGUCUUCCGGGGCAAAGGUCCCUAAAUGACUUGCUCAGGGUGCAUAGCUGGUAACAACAGGAUUUGACCUUGGGCACUCUGGACUCAGAGCCUGUACUCUGAAGUGCCACAGGUCAGAGGCAAGGCAAUGGGACUACAGAGCUAAAAGGUCCCCGUCUGUACAGUUGGGUCAUUUGCCAGAUUAACAGAUGGUUACUGGGAGACAGCUGAGCACACACUGGCCACAGCAUUGGGGUGUGCCUGGGUGGGGAGCUAGAACCCCACUGAGGUCUCCAGGAAGACUUCUUGGAGGAAGUGAUGGCUACAGAGGGGUGGGAAGAGUGGGUCCUGUGUAGGCUGAGUGGGUGGGGAGGGUGGUCCCCAGAUGCUGAGUCCCCUGGGCAACACCCCAUUCAAGUCCAGCCCUCACCGCCCCCUCCUUUCCUACUACAGAAUUCAGCAGGUGCUCUCCCUGGCAACGGCCAUCCAGGCUGGAUUUUUGUGUGUGUGUCAACAGACUCCAUUUAGGGUCUGGGCUGGCAGGGAGGGACCCCAGGGUCAUCAGAUCCUCUCUGUACCUUAUGUGGGGAAAGAAGUUUGCUGUGUGAGAUCCAAACCCAGGAUAGCACUUGUGCCCACCAGCCGAGGAUUAAUCAUCUUUGUUUAGAUUGACCUCCAUGUGCCCCUGGGCAUGUUUUGGGGGUGGGGUGGCUUGCUGGAGGAGGGGGAGGGAUGAGGCCUCUGUGGAUGUGAGAGGCUGCGGCCCCAGGGUACUGAGAGGUCCCUUCUAGGAACCAAGUGUCCAGCACCGUCUGUGUAGAUGUUUCCUCUAAAGCCUGCCAGGGGAGGGGUCAGCACAGGCACGGUCCAGUAUGGCGCACGGGGCGCUUUUGAUGCCCUACCCCAGCCCUGGGAACGAGCAGCCCCUCCUCCCUGCAGCUACAGUUCUUGCCCCUCUCAGCCCUUGUGUGGGGAGCCCAUUGAGGCACUCCACCCCACUGUGGCUGCGGCUUUCCUUCCUGUAAAAACUGUUCAGCGGGGGGCUUGGACCAGAAGAAUGGUUUCCAGUCCGUGCCUGGGAGUCUGCUUGCUGGUGAUGUGCUGCUGGAUGUGGGAUGCCUUAGCACUUCUGGCUAACAUGGGACUAAAAUGUGUUCGAAGACCCCUGAGCUGGAAAGUCUGGAGGUUCUGGGGCCCAGAGCCAGGUGAUAGGUCCUCUGCCUACUUGGAUGGAUGAGGUCUUGUUGCCCAAGACCCACCCCAGGGCCUGGACUGGCUUUACCUCUCCUUCUGGGCCCUAUGCCUGCGCAGGACAGGCUCCUGCCUCCCUGAACUGCCCCAGGGGCCCUGGCCUCAGUGGUAAGAGUGUGUGUUUUGGGUGGCCGAUGGGGUCGCAGGCAUGGUCUCCAGCAUAAAGGAGGAGCCAGAGGGAUCCACUCCCUCCUGAGACCUGCCGUGAAUGUUCUAUUCCUCCUAUAGUGUUGGAAGGUGGUUACCACUCACCAAGUACUUCCUGGGUUCCAGGCACUGAGCCCCAUGGAUACUUGACAUAGUUUGGAUGGAGAAGAAGCUGCUAUGUUCCCAUUUGAUAGGUGAGAAAACGGAGGGUCAGAGAAGCCUAGAUUCAAGUCCCAGCUCUGCCACUUGUUACCAUGUGACCUAUCCUUUGCUGCUCUGAGCCCAGCCCCCAGCCCCCAGCCCCUGGCUACCUCCCCGUCACUCCUGGGGGCUUCUGAGUGUCUGCACAGUCCUUAGGUAUGCCCUGACCAAGCCGAGGGGGCCACAGCCCUGGGGCGAGCAAACUGGCCUGCUUCCCUCUGCUUUGCCCUCUGGGCCCAGUCUCGGGGGAAUAAAUAGAAGGCCUGGGACCUGCCCCAGGGGCUAGCCUGCUUCUUCAUCUUACAGAUAGGGAAACUGAGGCUCAGAGAGGCUUCAUUGCCUUGUCCAGCAUCAUGGUGGGUUCAGGGAUGGGUCCAACUCCUGGUCCUGUGAAAGGCCCAGACCCUUUGUGAAGUUCUCCAAGCAGAGGACUGAACGUGGGUUUACUUUUCUUAUAGUUGAUCAGAAAGAGUAUGGGGAGGUUCUCUACCUUCUGUUAAUAGACUUUCAUGGUAAAAAGAGAUGCUUUUAGAACCAGAAGAGACCUCACAGAGCAAGUCCAGACGUGCUGCAAGUCCCUGCCCCAACUCUGGGGCGCAUUUCAAGGACGCCCCCUGCUGGCCCAAGGAGGCACCCCUCCCGCCCCCCCCCCCACCUCUCCGCACCCCUGUAGCGAUGGGCCGCCCUGACAGGGCACCAGGGAAGAAGAGUCAGCGGCUUAGGGCCAAGGGAGAAGGGAGGCCUGGAGGACAUGAAGGACACACAGGGAACACGGGGCAGAGCUGGCACUUAAACCAAGUCCGUGUGUCUAGAGGGCAGUGAGGGGAGGGCCUCUGUCUCUGGCCAUGACCCCAUGGCACGGAGCCCCUCACUGGGAAGCUUGCCAUAUCCAGUCUGCUGUGACUGUGCCUGCAUGCCCUAUCCCACCCCCUGGAAAAGAUGGCCUGAUGGGGGGACCUCGGGGAGGGCUCCUGUCCAAGGGGGGGCAGUGACCCUCAAAGAUGGUUGGUAAUGGCCAGCCCUCAUUAAGCUCCCUUCUGGCGUGCUCCCACGAGAGGGAGAGUCUUGACACACAGCUGACCCCAGACACGUCUGCCUCCUUCAGACCUUCCUUUGCUCCUCAUGAAUCCUUAGAGGCUGCCCAACAGCUCUUCCUGCAUCACCCUCUGGCUUCAGCUCUGGCCAUGCUCUGAGCUACCCAGAGCUGAAGCAUGCUCCUUUUUUUCUUUCUUUCCCCAUAGAGUAAAACACACAUUCAGAAAAA
Panthera uncia (snow leopard) is the source of this 5398-nucleotide messenger RNA. It is a transcript of the gene SH3BP2, whose product is annotated as SH3 domain binding protein 2. NCBI's taxonomy places the organism in Eukaryota, Metazoa, Chordata, Mammalia, Carnivora, Felidae. The transcript is spliced from 12 exons. Bases 202 to 1956 code for a protein of 584 amino acids. Gene Ontology annotation, molecular function: SH3 domain binding. Gene Ontology annotation, biological process: signal transduction. The record is from RefSeq and is a predicted model, not a curated record.